AUGGACACCUACAAAUCUGCAAUUGUUCGGGAGAGUUUCGCUCAUCCGACAGAUACAUGGCUGCCUGGCAUGAAGAUGUGGAAAGGCAUGACAAUAACUUCCUGGAAGAAUACUUUGGAUCCUGCAAGUGGGCUCUUCUCUUUCCGAAUGGACAUGUCUCCGGGAAAGACACAGAUGAUAAUGUUCUAUAAUAACACUGUUCCAUAUUGGUCCAGUGGAGAAUGCUCUGGGAAUUCUUGUACUAAGGUUCCCGAAUUGCAAGUCAAAAAGAAAGUUCUAGCGUCCUCUGUGAGGCUUUCUCCUUCAAGAAUAUACAUUGCUUUUGGCAUUAGCCCGAUAGAUCAUACCCUCACGGGACGAUUCGUGUUAGAUGAGAACGGCGAAUUACAACUGUACUUCUGGAUGGAUGAUGGUAGAUGGAGUAUGAGGUGGUCGAUGCAUCGAGGUCAAUGCAGUGACUAUGAAAUCUGCGGAACGUAUGGACUUUGCAAUGCGAAUGAUGUGUGUAGCAGUGUCCAGGGCUUCACGCCCUACAACGACUCUCGAGGUUGGUGGUCAAGUGGGUGCUCUCGGCGAAGACCCCUGCAAUGCUCUGCUACAGAGGGCACAACCGACGGCUUUUUCGAAGCCAAGAACCAAUACUUAACUGAAAAAGAAGCCCUCAUAAUCAACAACGAGCCGACACAGCAAGGCUGCCAGAAUGCUUGUCUCAACAAUUGCUCCUGCACAGCCUUUGGUCUCGCUAUUUCUGAUCAACCCGUCUGUAGAUUGUGGUUUGGCAAUUUAUGGGGAAUGCGCGUUUCAUCAGGGGGCCAAUCCGUCUUCAUUAGGCUGGCUUCUUCUGAGUUGCGGCACUCCACGUCAGAGCGAAGGAACAAAAGUUCUCGCCUUACUAUUUUACUUUCGGCCGCCGCAUUCUUUUUUGUUGUUUCAGCUCUCCUGUUAACAACAUUUAUUCUGUGGAAACGUCGAAGACUGGUGAAGAAAAACGUGGAAGAGGAGGUGCCAAUGUCCCUCAAAAAGUUCAGUUACAAAGAGCUGAGAAUUGCAACGGAGAAUUUCAAGCAUAAAUUGGGUAGCGGAGCAUUCGGCUCUGUGUUCAAAGGAACUCUGCCGGACAACACGAUUGUUGCGGUUAAAAGAUUAGAGGGUUCCACGCAAGUAGAAAAACAAUUCCGUGCGGAAAUAAUCACCACUGGCAGAAUACAGCAUGUGAAUUUGAUCAGGCUGUGGGGGUCUGCGUAG
This is a messenger RNA of Cryptomeria japonica (Japanese cedar), 1245 nucleotides long. RefSeq names its product G-type lectin S-receptor-like serine/threonine-protein kinase At2g19130. NCBI's taxonomy places the organism in Eukaryota, Viridiplantae, Streptophyta, Pinopsida, Cupressales, Cupressaceae. Gene Ontology annotation, molecular function: ATP binding; protein kinase activity. Gene Ontology annotation, biological process: recognition of pollen; protein phosphorylation. Bases 1 to 1245 code for a protein of 414 amino acids. The transcript has a single exon. The record is from RefSeq and is a predicted model, not a curated record.